ACACUUGUGCGCCUUCCACUGACACCUCAGGCUGGGGCUCUACGUUCCGCUGGAGCGGGAAACCUACACGCCUGCGUGUUUCUUCACCAACGGAGGGGAGGGGGCGAUGUGUGUUAUGUGGGGGAAGUUGCGCGGUGACGUCAUGACGCGGAGCGUGGGACGUAACCGCGGUGUGACGCACACCCUGGCGAGCCCGUUUGUUUUAAAUCAGACCUCGCAGCUUGAUACAAAUAAAACAGAUAAAGUAUAAAUGUGCUUAGUAGACAGCCCAGCAACAUGGAUGAUUCAAAGAUAAAUACUGAGAUUACUGGUGCUAAAGAAGGACUCCUAGAUGACAGCAAUUUCAUCUCCGAGGGAGAAAGUGGCAUUCCUAAACCACAAGAGAGUGAAACAUCAUUUCAGAAAAACAAUAUAUUGACUCUGCCGGAAGAGCUGUCAAGGGACAGAUCUGAAAAAGCCUUAAGUGGAGGCCAGAAGUCUCUAUUUAUUCAUACUGGUGCUCCUACUGUUUCUACCGAAAACUUUAUCUUGCCUAAAGGAACUGCUGUUAAUGGACCAGUUUCACACUCCACCUUAACUAAAACUUCCAUUAUGAAUAAAGGCAGUGUUUCAUUAACCACUGGACAACCUGGGGGUCAUACAGAUUCCUGCUCAACUUUGCCAGUGGUACAUGAUCUCCAGUUGCCUGCAAAGAGUACAACACAGAAAUCAAGUCAACACCAAGUGUUAUUUUUGUUACCUGAUGUAGCACAGGCUAAGAACCUGACUCAUUCCAUUAAAAAUCUACCUACCUCUGCUUCAGUUGGUUGUGAUACACAGAAAUCUAUAGGAAAUAGUGUGAAAUCAGAUAGCACUUUAAUAAGCCAAGUAGAAGUGUGUGAGGAUAGCAAAAGUUUACUAGUAGACGAUGAUUGUAUCAAUACAUUAACAGGAAUUUCCUCAGGUACAGGUGGUUUCAGAUCAGGAAAUGAUACAAACUGGGAUCCACAAAAAGAGUUUAUACAGUUUCUUAUGACAAAUGAAGAAACAAUAGAGAAGUCUCCAGUUCACUGUAAAGUAAGUCUAGAGAAAAAGAGAAAAAGAAAAAUGGAUGUUAGCAAGAUAACACGUUAUACAGAGGACUGUUUUGAUGAUACACAUUAUAUUCCCAGUAAAUCAAAAUUACUAAAUGUUGACUAUUUAGAGCAGAGUGAGGAUCUAGAAGUAGUAGAACCACAGAAAUAUGCAUUAACAAAAGUGAAGCCUGAAUCAACAGAUGAGGAGUUAGAAGCUGUUGAUGCUAUCCAACACUUGAUUUAUAGUCCUACUAACAAAUGUGCAGAAGAUACUUCUCCAGUUCACACUAGCACUUUUCUUUCUAGUACUUUAAAAAACAAAUGUGAACAGAAUGAUUCAGAAUCACCAUCUACUUUUAGUACUGAUGAGCCAUCAUUUUAUCCUUGUACAAAGUGCAAUGUGAAUUUUAGGGAGAAGAAACAUCUGCAUAGGCAUAUGAUGUAUCAUUUGGAUGGGAACAGUCACUUCCGUCAUCUCAAUGUUCCAAGACCCUAUGCAUGUAGGGAAUGUGGACGGACAUUUCGAGAUCGUAAUUCACUUCUUAAGCACAUGAUAAUUCACCAGGAAAGAAGGCAGAAACUGAUGGAAGAAAUCCGGGAGUUGAAAGAACUCCAGGAUGAAGGUAGAAGUGCACGAUUACAGUGUCCACAAUGUGUAUUUGGUACCAAUUGUCCCAAAACAUUUGUGCAACAUGCUAAAACCCAUGAAAAGGAUAAAAGAUAUUACUGUUGUGAGGAAUGCAAUUUCAUGGCUGUGACAGAAAAUGAACUGGAGUGCCAUAGAGGGAUUGCUCAUGGAGCAGUAGUGAAGUGUUCAAUUAUCAGUAGUGAUAUGUCCCAGAGAAAAACACAGAAAAAGACUUCAGUGAAAGAUCCAUAUGUAGGCUCAUCAAAAAAGUCAACCACAUAUAUGUGUAAAAUGUGUCCAUUUACUACAUCAGCCAGAAGCAUUUUAAAAAAACACAUGGAAUACUUGCAUCCGACAUCGUGCAUUGAUCCAUUUGGUAGCCAUCUUAGAUUAGAAAAAAGGAAAAGCAGCAUAAUUGAAGAACCUUUAGAUUUUGGUAGCAGAACUAAACAUUUGAUCAAACAAUCAUCUACAUUUCCAAAGAAUUCUGUUCUAAAGCAAGAUGUAAAAAGAUCGUUUGGCUCAGCUUCACAAUCGAGUAACUUUGCGAAACUUCACAAGAGACCCCACAGGAUACAGAAGGCUCGGAAAAGCGUUUCACAGUCAGCUGUAAGUGUGUGCAAUCAAAACUCUACAAACAAGACUAUUUUGAUUAAAAAUAGCAUUGACCAAAAACCUAAAUAUUUCCAUCAAGCAGCAAAACAAAAAGCUAGUGUCAAAACAAGCAGUAAUUAUUUAUAUAGGCACAAAUAUGAAAACUACAGGAUGAUUAAAAAAUCUAGUGAUCCUUAUCCUUUACAUUUUAAAAAGGAAGAGUCCAGCUCUGUUAGUUCUUUACAUUUAUUUUCAUCAUCAAAUAGUCCCCAUAAUAAUUGUUUUAUGAUGGAUUCUCAUAAUCUUGAUUCCAAAAGCCCAGAAGGCUAUAAAGAUCGUAGGCGUGUAGCUGUAAAAAGAGUGGUUAAAGAGUCUAAGAGGGAAGGCUCUGUUACAGGAGAUGAUUUGGAUUGCUAUCCAGAUUUUCUACAUAAAAUGACUGUUGUUGUUUUACAGAAACUUAACUCUGCUGAAAAAAAAGACAGCUAUGAAACGGAGGAUGAAAGUUCAUGGGAUAAUGUUGAACUAUGUGAUUACACUGCACAGUCUGUGGAGGAUGAAUCUUACAGUGAUAUUAAUCAGGAUCAUGUAAACCUAUUCCCUUUAUUCAAAGGUAAAAUGGAGGAUCAAGAAGCUGGUGAUAAAUCCUCUCUUCAUUAUGAGCAGAAUGAUGGUUUUUAUUUUGAGUAUUAUGAAGAUGCAGAGAGUAGUAACUUUCUGCAUGAAUUACAUGAUCCUCAAAAUUUAGAAAAUGUAGGAACAGCGUUGCCAAAGCAUAACUCAGUUUUCCAUUGGACUGAUUUAUCACUUGAGAAGAAGUCCUGUCCAUACUGUCCAGCAACAUUUGAAACAGGAGUUGGAUUGUCUAAUCAUGUCCGUGGGCAUCUUCACAGAGCUGGAUUAAGCUAUGAAGCCCGCCAUGUUGUUUCACCGGAGCAGAUAGCGACAAGUGACAAAAUGCAGCAUUUCAAAAGAACUGGAACAGGAACCCCUGUUAAACGAGUUAGAAAAGCUAUUGAGAAAUCUGAAACUUCUUCUGAACACACAUGCCAACUCUGUGGAGGUUGGUUUGAUACAAAAAUUGGAUUGUCUAAUCAUGUGCGAGGACACCUGAAAAGGCUUGGCAAAACCAAGUGGGAUGCACACAAGUCUCCAAUCUGUGUUCUGAAUGAGAUGAUGCAAAAUGAAGAAAAAUAUGAAAAAAUCCUAAAGGCAUUGAACAGUCGCCGUAUUAUUCCCAGACCAUUUGUCGCUCAGAAACUUGCUUCAAAUGAUGACUUUUUAUCUCAAAAUGUUAUACCUCUUGAAGCAUACCGUAAUGGCCUAAAGACUGAAGAUAUUUCAGUGUCUGCAUCGGAGGAAGAAGGUCUGAGUUUCCUAAAUGAAUGUGAUGAAACAAAAACAGUACUACAUGAUGAAAAAAAAAAUCAGUCACUUACACUGAUAGAACUUCUGAAAAAUAAAAGGUUAGGAGAAGAAAGGAAUCCUGAUAUCUCUUCUCAAAAGAUCCAUAAUCAAACUGCAAGGAAGAGGUUUGUUCAGAAAUGUGUUCUUCCAUUAAAUGAAGAUAGUCCAUUGAUGUAUCAGCCGCAACGAAUGGACUUGACUAUGCAGUCAGGUAUGCCUGUGAAGCUUAGAACGUGUGUGCAUUGCAAUACGACGUUUACAAGUGCUGUUAGUCUGUCCAACCACUUACGCGCUUAUGCACGAAAGAAGAGUGCUGGACUUUUGACUGGGACAGUGUGUUCUCAACAGAACUGGAGCUCCUCCAAGUGAUCUUUCCAAAGAUUUUCAAUUAUCUUCUAUUUUAAAUUGGUUGUUCCUCUGCUCUGCCAUGCUGAAUCAAAGCUUUUGAUGAGCAGUGAAUCCAGUCAGUCACACACAGCUUUCAGAAGCAGCAACUAAGCAGACAGCGGGUAGUCAAGGUUGAAGGGAAAAGCCUUCUUUCAGAGAGACUGUUGUACUGAAUAUAGUGUUCAUGAAAGAUGAUAGUUGACAGCUGUGGAGACUGAUACCCUCUAUCCACAACAUGGGCAUAGGUAGUGGCAGUCAGAGCUUCCAUACACUUUGACAAUGUGCCUCACCCUAAUCUUAAGGAAUUUCCAUGAGGCUGGUUGGGGUUCAGAUUUCUUGAUCUCUUUGCUGAGUGUUAGUGAGCCUGCUGGUUGUGGGAGUUUUACUUUGUCAUGUGGAAACUGUCCACUAGGAACUGGAUUGAAACCACCAGACAGACGAUGUUAAAUAACCGGUUUUGGUCAUAACACGGGCUGGGUUGGAACAGGUGACCUAGGAGUGAGACUGUGUUAUUCUUAAGUUGGUGCUGCUUGUUUUAGUAUCCUGUCAGUACAGUAUGUGAGCAUCAAAAGUGUUUGUGCACACAUGGCUUUAAUUUAAGUGAGUUUACUACUCCUGAGUUUUAGCAAUUUGAUGACAGUUUUACAGUUACUCAUAUACCAGUCUGUUUGGAGAAUGAAUCAUCUGAAUGUUGAUCAGAAGCGUCAGUCAAAUUUUACCAAAAGUUUUGGUCUUACCUUCUCUCCUACAGUGACCUGAAAGCAUAUUCAUGCUAGUUUGUGCUGUUAAAAUUAAAGAAAUGUACUCAAAGUCAAAAACCACAAGAAAAGGGGACAAAUGUCUUGUGUGGAAUGCUACUUCAACUAUGGCCAGUUUUAACAUUUGAAUUGCUUGUAAAUUUGUUUUCUAAGUCUGUUGUUACUAUUGUUUCACGUGGACUGAUCUUUGUGUUCCAACCUUAGUCCUGUUACCCUAUGUGAGAGGGGCUGCAUUCACUGGAAGUCUUCACUGAGUUCUUCAGUCCUGUGUUUUACAGUUGUUCUAUCUAGAGCCUGUGUAAUAGACACAGCAAAAAAUUACUUGCCCAUUCUCUCCUUCCUUCCCUCUACACUCUGUAAAAUCCCUGUCUGGCUAUUGCAAAGUCACCUCUCUUGGUGCAUUAUGCCAGACUCCAUUUUCCUGUGUUAGGGCCCAAUUGAGUGUGGGAUGGUCAGGGAGGUUUAUUUCUCAGAAGAUUGCACUUCCCUGUCCUAGAAUUGCUAGCCUUCAGGAACCCUCUGUGAGAAAAGCUAGGAUUAGGACACAAGUGAUGGUAUAGCCUCACUGAAACACUAGAGUAUUUGCCUGACUGAGAAGAGUCCAGUUUUUUUGAUGGGAAUGAGGGAAUCUAGCCUUGAAGUCUGUCUGUAUCCAGAGAAAUCUGAUCUAAGAGACUCUGAGCCACAAAGCAUUUAUCUCACAAGAGCGACAUCCUUCUGGUUUUUAGAGCCUGCUACACAUAUAGGGCUGCCACUUUGUAGACCUUUUUCACGUUCUUUAAUGUCAUUGAUUUUGUAACUGCUAACUGACCUCAGAAGGAUCUCACAUCAAUGCCUUGGCAAUCUAAUGGAGCUGUGGUCUCUGUUUCCUCCAGUUUUCCUCUCUGGGGUGUUCUGCAAAAUCCACAGAGGCAAAGCCAUUGUUGUAGAGCUAUUUUCACCUUGCCAGAUGGAUCUCCUUUUAUGCUAAUUGUUCUCUACUGGCACACUGGUAUCCAGACCUCAGGUAUCCUGUCUCCUCUCUGAGAGGUAUCCUGUCAUCCUUCUCAGAGAGAAGGAUGGCCAUAAAUUUCAGUACCUUUCAGGCAAAAUGCAAACUCUGCUUUUUUGAGCAAGAUGUCCAUCAGUAAUACUAGAUUUAAAAGGGGGAAAAUACAAAAUGAAUUAAGCCCAGUUAAUCCUGACUGGGAGGAGAGAUUAUAUCUCUGUGCAGGUGAUUAUAUCUCUUGCGGAAGGUGCUCAGGUGCUGCAUUUUUGAGGGUUACAUAAAAACCUAUGUAUUUAUGUAGAUGAGGCUGAAAAGGAUCUUUGAUACCUAUGAGAGGACACAAAGUGAUUAAAAUUAGUACCUUGUACUGAGAGCACCUUUCACUUGAAGAUCUCAAAACUCCUUAGCGGAGCAGAGAGGAUGAACAUCCCAACUAGUUUUAAAUUUAUGAAUGGGGUUGCCUGCAAUAGCCAAGGACUGUACUUAAUGAUCCAUGAGGUCCCUUCCAGUCCUAUGAUCCUCCUCAAAGAUAAGCUGCCAGUGGUGUGGUAAAGGCAAAGCCACCAAUUUAAUGGUUUCUACUCCUGUGUAAUUCAUACUUUCCCUAAAGCUUGGAAGAUAAGGUCUUCUCUCCAUUAUAGAAAAUGGAACAUGUUUUUGUAUGUUACCAUAAAGUUUUAGGACCAAUUUCUGUUCCCUUGAUCACAUCCUUCAGUUUCUCCAAGAGGGUCUUGACAAAGUCCUUGCUGUCAGCACCUUUUGUGUCCAGAGCCCUUUGCUUGCUGCUGUCAAAGAGAACACCAUUGGGCCUCAUCUACUAAUAGAAGGCUUCCUUCAACCUUGUGUAAAUAAGCCUAUCUGGAUACCUGUUUUGUACCCAUUUGGAGUCUGAAUUUAAUUCUCUCCUACCUUCAAGACUCGGAAGUGUCAGUGAGUUUUCUGUUGGCUUUUUAGUCUUUUUUCUAGAUAAUAUUGUUUCCAGAAAAGGGAUCAGCAACUUGGCAGCUGUCUCUUUAUCUCUUCUCCCUUACUCUCUUUCCACAACAAUAAGAUAAUAGAGGGAGAGAGAACAUCUUGGUACUCAGUCAGUAGCUAGUUUCUGUGGCAGCUUCUGAACACGAUGGCCUUAAGGUUCUAUCUGGAAAGAAUUAGAGGAACAGAAAUCUUUAAAUAGUUAUUCUGUUGGACAGAAUCAGGGAUGAAGACAAGGCCUCUAAAAAUAAGUUUGGCCCACUGGAUUAAAACCUAUAGAUCAAGUGUCCAUCUAAAGGGAUCCCUUGCUCCCCAGAAUAUUCACCCAUGUUAGGAAAAAAAUGCAAAGGUGCAGUGUAAUGCUCUCUUUUCUCUUAAUUGGUAUGAAUGCGUAAGCAGAGGAGGCUUUGAGUGCUAUUGUCUUUGUGUCAUUAUCCUUGACUGGUAUAUCAGAGAAUGCAAACAUUAGGAUUUUACAUCUUAAUGUUUCUGCACCUGAGAAACACCAGCAUAAAACAGGGAUUCUCAAACUUUGUCACUGUGAGCAUCCCUAAGCUCAGAGAGAGAAAAAAUUGCACCUCCCAGCCCCUCAUCGUUUACAGUGACAACACAAAACUGAAAAUCCUAUACUUUGCAAGAAUACGAAUAAUAAUGUAGCAGCGUAUGAUCAGUAUAGUUAAAAUAAGGAUAUGAGUAUCAAAAGUACUAAUUUUAUUGCAGAAAUUAUUUUUCAUGCUAUCUCACAGUUGUGUUCCAAAAAAUACAAACUGUAGCAACUAAAAUAAAACUGCACUAACAUUUUAGGAAAUCGUAACACCAUGAUAGGGGCGCCAGCUAGAAAUGAACAGCUGCAGCAGCUGAGGAAAGAGAACCCUUCUGCUAAGCCCAAUUCAUCCAGCCCUGCAGCCCAGGGAUGAGCAGCAGCUCAGUAGCAAAUGGAGGGGAUAUUGCAGGGCCGGGCUGAGGCAGGAGUGGAGGGGAGCCCCAGGUAUGUGGCUGGGCUGGGUGGAAGGGGAUGGAAGGGAGCCCCUGGGAUGUUGCGGAGGAGCUUCAGCCAAAGAGGAGAGCCCCUGGGGAUCUCCGAGCCCCAGCUGAGCUGGUGAGCAGAGCACAGGGGGAAGAUGGCAGGGAUGGGAGGCCUUGUGUUACUGGAGAAAAGAUGGGGAAUCAGGAGAAUCCCUGUGCUGCUGUAGGCAGAGAUAAGUUGGGGGGUGGGGCAGGGGAGCCCCUGCAAGCUGCUUCCCCCACAGAUCCCUGGCUGUCUGCUGUCCCAGCACUGUCCUCUGGACAGAGCUCUGGCCCCUUCUGCCCUGUCCUCAGGCAGGACAGAGCUCUGGGUCUGCUCUGGGAGCACUUAACUGCUGGCCAAAAGGCAGGCAACUGGUGCCUGUGCCUCAUUGUUUGAGAAUCUCUGGUCUAGAGUGACUGUCCGUGGUGCUGCUGAUGCCCUUUCCAUUACUGUUACUUUGGUAGUUCUAUGUCAUUAGUGUUUUGUGUUCGUGUUUAGGAGUAGUUAACGUUUCCACAUGCCUCCAGACUGUCCCUUGAGUUUAGCUUCAUGGUAAGUGUAAAUCAUUACAUAAUGUCAAGUACAGUUUAAAGUUAUUUCCCAACCAUGGCUGAUGUAGAGUUUUUCCCUGCAAGGCCUCUGUUGCAAACUUCAAUUUCCUCUGCCCCUAAAGGGCUCAGCCCCUCUUAAUCCUAAAUCCACAUGCUAGUAUGCUUCAGCAGUAUUUAUGCUGUACCUUCCUGCAUAGUUCAAACACCUGAUAAGACAGUGAUUCAGCAAGUGGCUCUUCAUCUCUAUACAUUGUGAUAAAGUCUGUCAACCUAUUACAAGAGGUUCAUAAUCCCUGUUUUCUUAUUAUUCCUUUUAACCACUGAAUAGACAAAUGGUAAGAAAGCUUCAGCUAAGAGUCCCAGAGACAGGACAGGAUCAAAACUUUUGCUUCGGUUUGGCGCUUGAAUGAUGUGAGCAGAUGAUUGUGCAUUCCUCACUGUUGUAGCAGAUGUAAACAAGACCUCCUUGCAGACAGAAGUUCUCAUUCAUGUUUUGGAUUUAAAUCAAAUUAGCUUGAAUGUGUCAACAUUUUGAAUCUAUAACUGUAUUUUUAUAACAUAAUUUGAACUAUAGUUAUCAACAGAUCUUCCAUGACCGAAAAAGUUUUAAGAAUGAAAGGGAAGUUCAAACUGUCAUUGGGUAAUUCCAGGUAAUUCCACAAUAACAGUUACUAGUGCUUGCUGGAUAAAAUGUAUCUAGCUUCAUGAUUGUCCUAUGGUUUUUAGAGGAGAACAAACACUAAGAUAAACAAAGAUAGGAAAAGACUAUCUUUGCUUCUUUGUGAAUCAUUCUCUGAGUUUGAAAGGUAAUUGGAAAUUUUGGAAUUUAGAUUGCAAUUUAACAUGGCACAGUAAGAGAAAAUAAAUGGGUUUUUCAGCAUGGUUAUAAAUGAAGGUUUGUUGAAUAUUUCUAUUUGGUUUAGGACUAACUUUUAAUUGUUAACUUUUAUAUAUGGAAAAUGUUCU
Chelonoidis abingdonii (Abingdon island giant tortoise) is the source of this 9315-nucleotide messenger RNA. RefSeq names its product zinc finger protein 644 (gene ZNF644). Gene Ontology annotation, biological process: regulation of transcription by RNA polymerase II. Gene Ontology annotation, molecular function: DNA-binding transcription factor activity, RNA polymerase II-specific; RNA polymerase II cis-regulatory region sequence-specific DNA binding. The record is from RefSeq and is a predicted model, not a curated record. Gene Ontology annotation, cellular component: nucleus. Lineage: Eukaryota; Metazoa; Chordata; Testudines; Testudinidae.